Messenger RNA from Portunus trituberculatus (swimming crab), 2309 nucleotides. Its product is annotated as DALR anticodon-binding domain-containing protein 3-like. Lineage: Eukaryota; Metazoa; Arthropoda; Malacostraca; Decapoda; Portunidae. The record is from RefSeq and is a predicted model, not a curated record. The transcript has 8 exons. The coding region runs from base 31 to 1347 and encodes 438 amino acids.
CGUGGCCUCUUAAUUCAGGGAUCAAUUACAAUGGAGAUUUCAGUGGCUUCCUUUGUGAGCAGCUUCGUGCAGUGUGUGACAGGGCAGCCUCCAACACAGCACCAGACUGAAGUGCUGAUGGCUCUAACACGGAGAGCUGACUUUGAGAAGCUGACCCAAGGAGACUUUGUCAUCCCGCUGAACUCCCCAAAGCUGAAGAGUGUCGCUGACGCCUCCACACCUCUUGGAAAACUUCUCCUAAACCCCUCCCAGGAAAACAUCAAGCUGGUUGAGGAAGCUUUAGGGAGCUGCAGGCUGCCAGUGGAAAAGAUUGUGGUACUGAACAAAAUGCUGCGAAUUCAUCUAGUCAGAGAACAGGUCAUGAAGACUUUCCUGCCGAGGGUUGCCAAGGCCGGUUUGAGAUACGGAGCCUGUGAUGUGCUGCGGCAGGUGCCCAUCACAGUGACACACAGGACACAAGACCCCAGCAGCAGCAGCAGCCUGAGGAGCCAGCGCGGGGCCAAGCUGGCAGACCACCUGUGCAGCAUCCUUGCCUUCUGUGGUGCUACGGUGAACAGGAGGGACAAGCAGAACCAGACCACCAAGGGAACCAGUAAGGACUCUGUGACGGCCAACUCUGAACAGUGUGACCUUCAGGCAGUAGAGGCGUCUGUGGGGAACAAAAGGCAGUCUGACGAGGGCCAUGUGGACUGUAUAGGAGGCAGUGAGGUGAGGGAGAAGAAGGCACACGUUGAGUCCAGAUCACACACUAGAGAGGAUGAGAGUGUGAAUGCAGCACCACAUACCACAGAAGCAAAGAUGCACGUGGUAUGUACACCGCAGACCAUGAAUGCACCAGGAACUCAGCGCCAGUGUGUGAGUGAGGGAGCGGAAGUGUUGGUGACCGGUGAAGGAGUAGCAGCACAAGAGUCUCCACACAGUCAAGAGGAGCAGGUGGUGUUUGUGGUGACCAGCAGCAUGAAGGGGGUGAAGGAUGGCCCCUGGGUGUAUCAGUAUGGCGGUGUGGUGGAGGUCAGGACUGGCGGCACCUGGGCUGGCUCGGUGCAGGAGUAUUGCAGACUACUUGUGGAGGAGCUGAAGCGAACCUCAGAGAUGAGACAGAGGGAUGUGGACGGCCCAGAGUGGGUGGCCUUCCUGGAGGAGCAGGCGGAGAGGUGCCUCAUGCUACAGCUCCUCUCCCCCACACACUCCAACCCACUCAGGGUGGAGGUGGAGGGCGACACACACAACACUAAAGAGGCGUCGUUCAUGCUGUACAACUAUGCCCGCCUGUGUUCCAUACUUGACCACUUUGAGCAGUGUGUCCAGCAGGGGAUGUGGCGCCUCUGCCACCCAUUGAGGAUGUAGACUUCUCCCUCUUGAGGAAUGAUGAGGAGUGGGAGCUGGUGUGGCUGUACCUCCUGCGCUGGCCUGAGAUGGUGGAGGAGCUGGCUGAGGGAGUGGCGAGGAGAGGCAGGAAACCCAAGACGGCACACAUCAGUCGCUUCCUGUACUCCUUGAGCCACCGGUGGAGUGAGUACUACUGCAGACACCAGGUGCUGUCAGAGGGAUUCCUGCCACACCUCCUGCCCCUCAUGUAUGCCCGACUGCACCUCCUCCAGGCACUCUCUGUACUGAUGCGCACGUGCUUUGCCCUCCUUGGGGUGGACUCAUUGCCCUCCUACAUGUGAACCUGCAGGGAAGGAAUGACAAGGUGGAUUCUUUUCUGUUCUCCAGUUUUUUAAAGUCCAAAAUGUUGAAGUUUUAGUUGUUUUAUUUAUUUGCUUUAAAUAUAUUUUUCUAUUAUUUAUGAGAGGUGAGUGACAAGUUUCUUUUAUUUAGAGAACAUCAAGAAGUGCCUUUGUUCUUAGUUUUUACACAGUGUAGUGAUGUUUGAGUUUCAGUUCCUGCCUCUGUCUGUGAGAUAAUGCUUUGUGUGAGAACAGACCAGCAGGAGCAUUCCUCUAUCCUGGCUGGGGAGUGUGGCUGCCACUCUUCACACUUCAGAGUAUUUCUUUUGGGCAGGAUAAAGUCUCAAGUAAAUUGUUGAAGGAUUUUUAUGUUCUUUAGAUCAUUUUCUUUAUUAGAAUAAAUGAAUUAUUUAUUUAACAUUAGUAUUUGUGACAAGACAAUGUAACUUUCCUUGAUGUUCAGUGGCAGGAAAGGUGGGUGAGGUAUCAUGGUAAUUGAUAAGAGUUCAUUUCAAAAUCAAGUUUGAUAAAAUGCUGUGUAUUCCAUGUAAUGUUUAUGUGCAACAUUGUUUGUGAUCAGAAAUUGUGAUAACAUUUCAAGAGUGUUUGUAUUGUAAAGAAAAUAAAACUAUUUACUAA